Molecule: messenger RNA, 3692 nt
Organism: Gavia stellata (red-throated loon)
Lineage: Eukaryota; Metazoa; Chordata; Aves; Gaviiformes; Gaviidae
Gene: TRIM55
Product: tripartite motif containing 55
Exons: 10
Coding region: 146-1765 (539 amino acids)
Molecular function (GO): zinc ion binding
Source: RefSeq, a predicted model, not a curated record
CAGCCCCGGCUCCCUUCGGCCCCUCGUUUAAACAAUGUCCUCCAGCCAGAGCAACCCAGAGAGCCUCUGAUCGCAGCGCAGUCUUGGACUUAUUUCAAGGGAAAUUAACCCGGAAACCCCUCCACGAGGCUGCGAUCCUGAGCAUAUGCCCCUGGAAAAGCUAGGGAUGAGCACCUCCCUGAACUACAAGUCCUUCUCCAAAGAGCAGCAAACCAUGGAUAACCUGGAGAAACAGCUGAUUUGCCCCAUCUGCCUGGAGAUGUUCACCAAGCCUGUGGUCAUCCUGCCCUGUCAGCACAACCUCUGUCGGAAAUGCGCCAGCGACAUUUUCCAGGCCUCCAACCCCUACCUGCCGACCAGGGGAGGCACAACCGUGGCGUCGGGAGGCCGCUUUCGCUGUCCCUCCUGCAGGCACGAAGUGGUCCUGGACCGGCAUGGCGUCUACGGGCUGCAGAGGAACCUGCUGGUGGAGAACAUCAUCGACAUCUACAAGCAGGAGUCCACAAGACCGGAAAGGAAGUGUGACCAGCCAAUGUGCGAAGAGCACGAAGAUGAGAGAAUUAAUAUCUAUUGUUUGAACUGUGAAAUGCCCACCUGCUCCUUGUGCAAAGUCUUUGGUGCUCACAAAGACUGUCAAGUUGCUCCUCUUACAAACGUUUACCAGCAACAGAAGUCUGAGCUGAGUGACGGCAUUGCAAUCCUGGUGGGGAGCAACGACAGAGUGCAAGGGAUAGUCACGCAGCUGGAGGAGACCUGCAAGACAGUUGAGGAAUGCUGCAGACGACAGAAAGAGCAGCUGUGUGAAAAAUUUGAUUAUCUGUAUUCUGUACUGGAAGAAAGAAAAAAUGAGAUGACACAAAUAAUCACUAGAACCCAAGAGGAGAAACUGGAACACGUCCGCUCCCUGAUGAAGAAGUAUGCGGAUCAUUUGGAAGCUGUGUCAAAGCUGGUUGAAUCAGGAAUCCAGUUCAUGGAAGAACCAGAAAUGGCCGUGUUUUUGCAGAAUGCCAAAACAUUGCUACAAAAAAUUACUGAAGCAUCUAAAGGAUUUCAAAUGGAAAAAAUAGAGGAUGGGUAUGAAAAUAUGAACCAAUUCACAGUGAACCUCAGUAGAGAAGAAAAGAUAAUACGAGAAAUUGAUUUUGACAGAGAGGAGGAGGGGGAAGAGGAAGAGGAGGAGACGGUGGAUGGUGAAGAUUUGGAUGAAGUCCACACAGAGUCAUCAGGAGAGGAGGAGGAGGAAGAGAUAGAGGAGGAAGGGGCUGAGAGAGCAUCACAGCCACCUCAGCAGGACCCAGAACCGCAGAGCACAGCGGGAGAGCCCCCAGCUGAACCCACCCCAGCACCACUGCCCGCUGCGCCGGCUGGUCAGGAUGAGGUUGUGACACCAAGUGGUUCUCAACAGACCCCAGAGUCUGACACUCAAGUGCCGGCCACAGCAGAAACCAUCGAUCCCUUGUUUUACCCUAGCUGGUAUAAGGCUCAGUCACGGCAAUCAAGCAGUCCGAGCUCAACCCCGGUGAGUGGGUUGGGGAAAGUAGGGCCUCCUGUUUCUCUGGAAACAAGUGCAAAGAAGGCAGAAGCCCCGGCAGCAGCAGCGAUCAAGGAGAGCGCACCGGGGAGUGGUAAGGAAAGUAAUGCCACUGCAGCGACGUCCAAGUCCAUUACUAGCAAAAGGACCUCCACAAUGACAGCGUGGACAAAAUUAUUUCUCCUGUUCAAAUUAAUACAAAGCCAAGCUCACCUAGAUGUUGUCUUUCUGUGACUAGCUCGUUUAAAUACUGAAUCCUACCUCCACUCAACCUCUUCCUCCAAGCAUCGCUCGUUCUGCUUAUUGUUAAGGCGUUCGGAAAGGAAAAUAGAGUGUAAACAAAAAAUAUUUCUUAAUCAUGGAUGAACUGUUGCUGUUUUACAUCACAUUACAGUAGAUUUAUGUCAUAACAACACAAACCAUCUGUUGUAAAAUACUUGGUUAGUUGUCAUCCUACUGCCUUGAGACAGUUCAGGCUUUCAGUGUAGCUGUACAGUCAUCUAUGGAAAGCAGUGCUUGUAGUCCUCUAACCAUUAGAGAUAGACCAGUAUUUAAAUACCAGCCUGCCUGAUUGAAAAUGCCAGUGACAGUAAUUAGUAAACUGGGCUGAGCCCUUGUGUUUGGAUAUUUUAUCAUGCCACCUCCAGGCUUUCCUGAUUUGUGAGCAGGUGAGGGGCUGGACCGCAGCACCCUGCAGGAUUCAGUGCCCACCUACCUGGCGUUUGAAACGGAGUUACAGGUUGGGGGGCUGCACGUGCAGCCAAAAUGAAAUGUAAAAAAAGGAGUGGGACAUAUCAAACAGCGUUGAUUCAGUCUUAGAUCCCUUUUCAGGUGAUAUAUAUUCCUGACAUCUUUACAAUAAUCUUCAGGUCAUUAAGUAAGAGACCAGUGACUAAUUCAGAAAACCUGUUAUCCCAGGGUACUGCCUAAUGGAGAUAGAUAGGUGCCACAAUGUUCAAACUAUGCUACAGAUGUCUGACAUAGAUGUCACACCUGUGACUGAGCAGAAAAUUAGGAUCUCACAAUCCCAGAGAAUAAAUGAUCUGAAUUUCUCAUAGUUCUUUUUCAUUUAGAGAGCACUCUAUGAAAUCUCCCUGAGUCUAUCUCAACCACUGAAGGUGGUGAUCGAAAUACAGUCCCAGUCUCUUAGAGCACUCCUGGCUCAGCACUUCUGCUCACAGAAGUGGCUGUUUUUCAUGAUGAAACACUUGCUGUUUGACUUGCUCUAUUACAAAAUGCCUUACGGAGGAAAGGUAGCUGUUGUUUCCCCCGUCAGUGCUGGUGAGCCUUUUCAAUGUCUGGCACCAGAAUUAUUUUUUGAAAAACAUUCAUUUUUAUAUUUAUGCACAAUUUCAUAAUUUGAUUUUAUAAAACAAAUAGAUGCCUUUUUUAAGAAAAUGGAACUGGUGCCUGCCCAGAUGCAGGUCAGUUCCAGGCUUGUCUCUGGUGACAGUUGCUAGUGAUCUGUGUUCUACGUUCUGUAAUAACCCCAUCAAUAACUGUGAUGAUUGAAUCCGAGGCAUUAAGAGCAGUAUUUAUCCCAGCUUCCUUGGACUUCACCUGGGAAUAGUGCGAGAUGGACAGAAGGAAGCUUAAUUUAAUAUCCUACUCAUCAGUUGACCCAGUGCUGUGCAAGCAAGUCAGCAUUGCUAAUGGGUGAGCAGAGAUUACAAUGUGAGACGUGAUACAACAGACGUCUGUCCAGGAAGUCAUGGUGCUGCUCGCUGAGCAAUGCAUUAUUGUUGGAGUACAGUCAUUCCUUGGCUACCAGCUUCAGUUGCUGUGGUUGUAGUAAGGAGAAGAUUGAGGCAAACGAAGACAUGGAAAAAUGAGCACACUAAAGAAAAUGGGCAGCAGCAACAGAUGAUGAGGGAAAAAUCAUAGAAUCAUAGAAUAUCUCAAGUUGGAAGGGACCCAUAAGGAUCAUCAAGUUCAACUCCCUGCUCCUCACAGGACUACCUAAAGCUAAACCAUAUGACUAAGAGCAUCAUCCAGAUGCUCCUUGAACUUUGACAGGCUUGGUGCUGUGACCACUUCCCUGGGGAGCCUGUUCCAGUGACUGACCACGCUCUCAGUGAAGAACAUUUUCAUAAUGCCCAAUCUGAUCUUCCCCUGACGCAGCUUCAUUCCAUUUCCUCGUGUCCUAUCACUGGUCACCAGA